AUGUCGCAAGUUUGGGCCCUACACUGCAAUAUGGUGGUUAGGGCGAUUGAUUCAAAUACUUUUGUGUUCCAAUUCUUCCACUGGAAGGAUAAAGAAAAAAUCAUGAAUGGAAGACCAUGGAGUUUUGACCAGAAACUAUUGGUGUUAGAUUCAAUUCAGGGGGAUGAACAACCGUCGCAAGUCCGGUUAGAUACUUCACCUUUUUGGGUUCGCAUCUACAACCUUCCAUUCAAUUGUCGUUCCGAGUCAGAUGUGAAGACGAUUGCGUCAUGCUUAGGUCCUGUUCUGGAGGCUGAUUUGGACGAUUUAGGACUAGACCGUUUCUGCAGAGUCAAGGUGAUGCUGAAUAUAUUUAAACCAUUAAGGCGCACGCAACGCAUCAAACGCAAAGAUGGUCAGGUGACUAUGAUUGAGUAUAAAUAUGAGAGGCUCCCUCAUCUUUGUUUUAGAUGUGGUGUAAUGGGGCACAGUGACAAGGACUGUCGUGCUGAGUUACCGGAGGACUGUGAUGUUGAACUUGGGUGGGGGGAGUGGCUGAAAGCAUCCCCACAUAAGGGGAGGUCUCGAAACAGAGAGGAGGUGGCUGCUAUUAGAGCUCGGAGACGGGUUUUGUUUGUAACGAAGGAGGUGGAGGGGGUUGAUGUUUCUAGAAUGUCGCAGCCGGAUCUUAGGGGGGUGCUACAACUACAGCAACUGCCCGGGAAAACUCGGGGUUGGAGGCUCUCAACGUGCCUAUUUUAA
Beta vulgaris subsp. vulgaris (sugar beet) is the source of this 741-nucleotide messenger RNA. RefSeq lists its product as uncharacterized. Bases 1 to 741 code for a protein of 246 amino acids. Gene Ontology annotation, molecular function: zinc ion binding; nucleic acid binding. The transcript has a single exon. NCBI's taxonomy places the organism in Eukaryota, Viridiplantae, Streptophyta, Magnoliopsida, Caryophyllales, Amaranthaceae. The record is from RefSeq and is a predicted model, not a curated record.